GUCAGAUUAGGCUUUACGAAUGGAGUCAGAGUCGGAUGUUUCCAAAUAUUCUAUCGGAAUAUGCCUGGCACGAAAGCGCUGCUCAUCAUCCUGCUUUUGCUGCAUGCGUUCCCUCGACUGAAUAGCUACCACUACCGAUCGGCCCAACCGAAUGCCAAGCACUGUCUGUCGAGUUUGUACGGGGAUGCCAGCAUCGAUGCGGCUGCAGGGACUGGCGGUGCUGGAGUCGGAUCAGGAUCUGAAGGCUGUUCGGAUGCAAAGAAAAACAGUUGCACUGGAGGGUUGGGUCGCGGCGAUCCCAAGGCCAAGGCAUCGAACAUUGCCCAGAAAGCUGCCCAGGAGGCAAAGGCUGCCAGCGAUUCUCAGAUGGCAGCUGCUGAAGCGGCUGCAUCGCAGGUCAAAUCCGAACUGGCCGCCAAGGCAGCCCAAUCUGCACGGGCGGCGGAGGCAGCACUGGCUGGAAAACAACAGAUUGUGGAACAGCUACAACAGGAGAUGACCGAGGCGGAAGCGGUGGUUAAUGAGGUGACCUCCUCGCUGCAGAACACUCAGGCGAAUGCCAAUGCUGCUGCAUCGGCUGCCCACGAGGCCCAGGCUCAGUUGAAUCAACUCAAGAAUCUAGUUUCCGCUGCCACUUCAAAUCUGGCAAAUAUCGAGAAUGUGGCCAGUGGGGCCCAGCUGGAACUGGCGGAGAAGACGCAGCUUUUGGAGGCCGCUAGAUAUCGUGUGGAGAAUCUCGUCCGCCAGAUGUCCGAAGCCAAGGCGGACUUCGAGAAGACCAAACAAGCGGCCUACAAGGCUGCUUGCGCAGCAGUGGAAGCCAAACAGAAAGCUCAAAGAAGUCGGCGUAUGAUCAACCACCAGCAGAUGCGUUGGGGUCCCAGGAAAUUGGCUGGAAAGUUCUCCGGCGGGGCAGCUAAGAUGUAGCAUCAAACUUUGGGAUAAGUCGUUCUUUUGUAUAUUUUGUUAUGGUUGGCUUUUAUUUUAAUUAGUUUUUCUAUUAUAUUUUUCUGUUUCU
Drosophila eugracilis is the source of this 1018-nucleotide messenger RNA. RefSeq lists its product as uncharacterized. NCBI's taxonomy places the organism in Eukaryota, Metazoa, Arthropoda, Insecta, Diptera, Drosophilidae. Bases 61 to 927 code for a protein of 288 amino acids. The transcript has a single exon. The record is from RefSeq and is a predicted model, not a curated record.